Molecule: messenger RNA, 818 nt
Organism: Agrilus planipennis (emerald ash borer)
Lineage: Eukaryota; Metazoa; Arthropoda; Insecta; Coleoptera; Buprestidae
Gene: Cisd2
Product: CDGSH iron-sulfur domain-containing protein 2 homolog
Exons: 3
Coding region: 342-734 (130 amino acids)
Biological process (GO): regulation of autophagy
Cellular component (GO): mitochondrial outer membrane; intracellular membrane-bounded organelle
Molecular function (GO): 2 iron, 2 sulfur cluster binding
Source: RefSeq, a predicted model, not a curated record
AGGUAAUAUUUAGUGUAGUGAUCGUUGUUAUUCUACACUCUACAGCACAAUAAUAUAUCGUGGUUAUGUGCCAGUGUUGAUUUUCCAAAAUUACCAAGUACUUACAUUAAACAACCAUUAAAGGGGAAUCGUUAAUAAUAUAUAGAGAAAGUAACAUCUGGGAAAAUUGAAUUGCAGUAUUGAAUAAUUAACGAUAAACUGAUCAAAUAAUAUUCGCACUACGUAGAGAACGUACUUUCGUGUACGGACAAUUAAUAAAUUAACAGUGUGCUCCAACAGCCGAUAGUGUUCAUUCAUCGUUUUUGUGAUUAGUGUUACAAUAAAAUUAUUAAUACUUGAAAAUGCAGCCGUUCGCGUACUUAGUUAAGGAAGCCCUUCCAAAUUAUUUGACAAGUUUGCCAAUUCCCGAUACUAUAGGAGGAUGGUUUCAUCUAGGAUUUAAAGACUGGCUGGCCCUUAUACCACCAACUGCUUUUGUUGCUGGCCUCUCAUACAUGGGUUACAGAGCGUUUUGCCCUGAGGCUGUUAAACACAGAACUCGAGUAAAUCAUAUAAUUCAUAGGUCUAAUCCUAAGGUUGUGGACACUGUAGAUGUUGAAGAUAUUACAGACAAGGCUGUGUUUUGUAGGUGCUGGAAAUCUAAAAAUUGGCCAUACUGUGAUGGUAGCCAUGGCAGCCACAACAAGGAAACUGGUGACAAUGUUGGCCCAUUGGUAGUCAAGAAAUCAACAUAAAAACCCCCAUCACUAAUCAUAGGGAAUUUUGUAGAUAAUGUGUAGUGGUACUCAUUUUAUUUGAAUAAUAUGUUUAAUAAGUGG